UGAGCUAUUAUUAUACAAUGCGACAUUUAUUUUCAACCAUAUAUUUUAAACAUAACUGGAGUAUAAACUCCCUACAAGAAGAGUUUUGCCUGUACUGUAGCAACUUAACUUCCUGUGUACCAAUUAUACCAUGCCCACUACGUCACGUAUGUAAAUACAGUUAGUAAAAGCUGAUGGUAGAUUCGCGUCGGGUAUUAUCUGGUCUUUGGCGCACGCGCAUCCACACGACAAGGGCUAAUAAUGGAACCUGAUUGUUCAAUUAAAAGAGUGCGUUUCUUUUUCACAGCCGGCCGAGGUAUGGACCGUUUCCUUAUCCCGGAGCUCACUCAUAAAGCGGCCGCUGUAGAUAUCGAAGCCACACCUGGGAAAGUUUUUUUCAGCGCAGAGCCAGACAUGUGCCGACUGACACAAAUCAAGUCUGGAGAACGAUUAUUUUUGUUGCUGCAUAAAGGUCCAUCUUUGUCUCUUCCGAAGCAUAAAGGUAAUGCGUUAUCGGUAUUAAGGCAAGUUGUGAUUGGAGAAAACAGAAUAUGGAAGGAUAGUCUGGGCAUAUGGCAGAAUCUCCAGGAACCUUUACAACAAGAAGAACGUAUGCAUGGUGACCAUUUCAAAGUAGCAAGGAGGAAAUUGGAAAAGGAGCCAACAUUGCACGGGUCAGAGUUGUGUAAGGAGGAACAUGAUGCUGUAGAUGAAACCUCCAUGUUUCACCUGAAAACACUUAACAGCUCAAUACCCCAGCCAGAAGGCCAGGCUCACUCUAAUGCCGGUGAAAGGAAUAAAGCGCAGCCGCUUCCAGCAAAAGCAUGGCGCGCUAUAACUUUUCGAGUAUCUUGUCGAUGUUCAGGAGCAAAUGCAAAACUGUUUUCAUCAGAGGAGGUCGGACGAGCUAUUGGAAUAUCUCUUGUAAAACUGUUAGGUUGGAAACCAGACCUGCGGAGGCCAGAUUUAGAGGUGUUUGUGCAUCUGAAUGAUCUUUAUUCAGUGGUGGGAUUUCCGGUUGUAAGACAACCGUUGGCAAGCAGAGGCUAUAUUCGGAAUACAGGUCUGCGUUCUACAACGGCCUGGGCCAUGGCGUCACUUGCUGAAAUAAACGCUGGUGCUGUUGUCCUUGAUCCUAUGUGCGGGGUAGGAACAAUAUUGUUAGAGGGUGCAAAAGAAUGGCCCCAUGUCCAGUUCAUAGGCAUUGAUAUAAGUGACUCCCAGAUAAAAAGUGCCACUGGUAACGUGAAGGCAGCAGGUGUUGCAGGGUCUAUAGAGCUCGUGAAAGGAUCUGUUUUAGAUCUACCGGUAUUAUCAGAAAGUAUUGAUGUUGUGAUCUCUGAUAUUCCAUUUGGGAAAAAGUUCACAUCUUCUAAAAACAUGAAAGACCUUCUUCCUGAGAUCCUUCAAGAAAUGGAGAGGGUUCUGCGUGUUGGAGGGUCGAUUGUACUAUUACUCAGCCAAAGCCUUCAUCGCCACCUAAAAGCACUUUUUCAGUUUGAAGCAACUAGGCCCGAGAAUGUUUUGCCCCCUAAAAAUGAGACCGGAAUUGCAGCAAGUACCGUUAACAGAACCAAUUGGUCCGAGUCUUUGAUUCCUAUAGAGUCUCAUUCUGUGAGCCUUGGGGUGACAGAAGCAGUAAUAUUCAAAUGUAGAAAGUCAUCAAAGUCCACAGCAUGUUAAUGCCUUCACAUCACCAGGGAAGCACUUCUGAAACUCAAGUUAUGUACACGCUGUUCAUAAAAUACGAUACGUGGUGACUUAUCCAAUGAUAUUAUUGAAGCAAUCGCAUAUUUUGUCAUAGACUUUCUGUCUCACACGUGUUGGAUUAUUUGUUGACAGCAGGACAACAGCACACAUUUCUCAAUUACAUUAUAAUGAAAGUGAAUUCAUUAUAAUAAUUCACAUUGUCUUUAAAAACAUUCGUUGUAGAAUGAAACCCAAAAACUUAUUUUAGCUUUUUCAGAAUACGACAUGAAAUUCUGUAUUCUAAAUGUUACAUUUUUUUAACUCCAUGAUAUGAGUCAUUUUAAGACUAUUUAUUACUUUGUUAUAAAUGCACUUCAUUUGGUACACUUGGCACUAUCUGUUGACACUGUUGGCUCAGCUAAGAGAUAUUCCAGGACAUAUAAAAUAAUAUAUUUUGUUUAGCCCAUAAUGACUGCUAUUGUUUUUUUGUGUGGAUUAUGUUUCUUAUGUUUUUGUUAAGACAAUAAAUACCAAUACAACAUUUCUCUGUGUCCA
Messenger RNA from Spea bombifrons (plains spadefoot toad), 2223 nucleotides. RefSeq names its product THUMP domain containing 2 (gene THUMPD2). Gene Ontology annotation, biological process: tRNA methylation. Lineage: Eukaryota; Metazoa; Chordata; Amphibia; Anura; Pelobatidae. The transcript has 10 exons. Gene Ontology annotation, molecular function: tRNA (guanine) methyltransferase activity; RNA binding. The record is from RefSeq and is a predicted model, not a curated record. The coding region runs from base 241 to 1662 and encodes 473 amino acids.